Exophiala xenobiotica is the source of this 4373-nucleotide messenger RNA. Its product is annotated as NAD(P)(+) transhydrogenase (AB-specific), alpha subunit, variant. Gene Ontology annotation, cellular component: mitochondrial inner membrane. The coding region runs from base 457 to 3357 and encodes 966 amino acids. Lineage: Eukaryota; Fungi; Ascomycota; Eurotiomycetes; Chaetothyriales; Herpotrichiellaceae. Gene Ontology annotation, biological process: NADPH regeneration; proton transmembrane transport. The transcript is spliced from 8 exons. The record is from RefSeq and is a predicted model, not a curated record. Gene Ontology annotation, molecular function: NADP binding; NAD binding.
UGUCGACUAGCCGGAGCAUCCUCAGUGCAACCCUUGCGCCAGCGGCUUGCUUGCACAGAGUCUAGUGUGAAACGUGUGCCUAAGCCUGGUGGCCUGGUCAACUGUCCAUGUGAGCACAUCGACUCCCUCGGCAGUCGCAUCGGGGUUAUGCGCACGUCUCCAGUGCUGCCGGGCCCUGCUGAGGUUGCUGUUUGCUUUCUUCGGUCGGCCAACGAAUCAAGCUUGUUCCGCACGUCUGCUACGUUGUCUACCUGUCUUUCCUCCCUUUCAAUUCGCGUCACCUUCAUCGUCUUGUGUCUGUUUGAGCUCGUCAGCUUGAGCCAUGCGAUAGGAUUUGGGUUCUUCGGAGGCGUUCAAUCUUGACAUGCACGUUCUCGCGGUUAUCUGCAGCUCAAGUUCCGAUCUUGCAAGGUUUACGGCCCCUCGUUUGUCGGUGUGAUACGCCAAUCGCCCAGCAUGGCUCAGGCUCUUUUCUCGAGCUGGUCCUCGAACCUAUCGGUUAAACUAUCUACCAAGAGCUGCUUUACGCGUCUUGAUCACGUACUUAAGCCAAGCACCAUUUACGGCUGCGUGCGAGAAAGGCAGGGCGUGAGUAGACAUGUGCAUUCGCGAUCACGCGGCAUCGUUCCGUCAACAAUCCAGCACAAAUGCCUGAUACUAAGUCCACCGAAAUCCGGCACAAUAUGGUCGAGGCCCAAGUCAGAACUUCGAGCUGAGCCAGUACCUUACUCGCAGCUCACCCUCGGUGUCCCAGCAGAGACUCAUCCCGGAGAACGUCGCGUGGCUGUCGCGCCUCAAAACGUCCCACUGCUCCUGAAGAAAGGGUUUUCUCGUAUUCUCGUGGAGCGUGGCGCUGGCGUUGAAUCUGAAUAUCCAGAUGAGCUGUACGAGGAUAUGGGCGCCACGGUGGUGGAUCGCCAAACUGUCUGGUCUGAAAGUAACAUUCUCCUCAAGAUUCGCGCACCAGAUUUGGAAAAUGAGAUCUCGAACAUCCGUGAAGGAGCAGCAUUGAUCUCAUUCAUCCAGCCGGCUCAAAACAAGGAACUGGUCAAUGCUCUUGCUGAACGACAUGUUACUGCAUUCGCGAUGGACAUGAUCCCACGAAUCUCUCGGGCUCAAGCAUUCGAUGCUCUGAGCUCGAUGGCCAAUAUUGCCGGAUACAAGGCUGUGCUGGAAGCAGCCAACCAUUUCGGCCGUUUCUUGACCGGCCAAGUGACUGCGGCCGGCAAGAUCCCGCCUUCCAAAGUUCUUGUUAUUGGGGCUGGUGUUGCAGGUCUCAGUGCUAUCACCACUGCUCGCCGGCUGGGUGCUAUUGUCCGCGGGUUCGACACUCGUUCUGCGGCCCGCGAACAGGUUCAGUCACUGGGUGCUGAUUUUCUCGAAGUCAACAUUCACGAGGAAGGCGCUGCCGCGGGCGGGUACAGCAAAGAGAUGUCCAAGGAGUUCAUCGAGGCGGAAAUGAAGCUGUUCAUGGACCAAUGCAAGGAGGUCGACAUUGUGGUCACAACGGCCCAAAUUCCCGGCAAGCCCUCUCCGAAACUCAUCACCGAGAAAAUGGUCAGCGCCAUGAGACCUGGCUCGGUGAUUGUCGAUCUUGCUUCGGAAGGUGGAGGCAACUGUGAAGUGACACAGCCAGGAAAGUUGAUCGUCCAUAACCAUGUCACAGUCAUCGGCUAUACUGAUUUCCCUUCACGGCUUCCCACGCAGUCGUCCAGUCUGUACUCGAACAACAUUACGAAGUUCCUUCUCUCGCUGGCACCCAAGGACAAUGCGUUUGGUAUCGACAUGGAAGAUGAAGUCACUCGUGGUGCUAUCGUAACACACAAUGGUCAAGUCAUACCGCCUGCGCCUCGACCUGCUCCGCCGCCGGCCCCAACACAGCAACCUCAUGAGGUCGAUACCAAGCCGGUCGAACUGACGCCGUGGCAGAAACGGACGAGAGAAGUUGCUACUGUGACCGGAGGAAUGAGUGCUGCACUUGCCCUGGGGAAACUGACCAGUCCGCUCUUCAUGGGCAGUAUGUUCACGGCCGGUCUGGCUGGCUUGAUCGGGUACCGUUCUGUCUGGGGUGUCAUUCCAGCCUUGCACUCGCCUCUUAUGAGCGUUACCAAUGCCAUCUCCGGUAUUGUCGGUGUUGGUGGGUUUUUUAUCAUGGGUGGCGGGUAUCUGCCCGAGACAGUGCCUCAGGUCCUCGGCGCAUUAUCAGUACUACUGGCGUUCGUCAAUGUCUCUGGCGGUUUCGUGAUCACCAAGAGAAUGCUCGACAUGUUCAAGCGACCGACUGAUCCGCCAGAGUACCCAUGGCUAUAUGCAAUCCCCGGUGUGGUGUUCGGUGGCGGGUUCAUUGCAGCUGCAAGUACCGGAAUGGCUGGAUUGGUCCAAGCCGGCUAUCUUGUAAGCAGUCUGCUUUGUAUUGGUUCGAUCUCUGGUCUUGCAUCACAAGCCACCGCUCGAACGGGAAACCUCCUUGGUAUUCUGGGCGUGCUCUCAGGUAUCCUAGCAUCCCUGGCCGCGGUUGGAUUCUCGCCGGAAGUGUUGACACAAUUUGGCGCAAUCGCUGCUGUUGGCGCCCUUGCUGGCGCUCUGAUCGGCCGACGAAUCACUCCCACCGAACUCCCUCAGACUGUCGCGGCGUUGCACUCUGUCGUCGGUCUCGCAGCCGUUCUCACGAGUAUAGGAUCCGUCCUCGCUCAUGUCUCUGACGUCUCGACUUUGCAUAUGGUCACCGCCUAUCUCGGUGUUCUUAUCGGUGGCAUCACGUUCACUGGCUCGAUCGUCGCGUUCCUCAAACUCGCAGGCAGAAUGUCCUCCCGUCCAACGAUCCUGCCUGGCAGACACUUGAUUAACUCGAGCCUUCUCGCCGCCAAUGCCGGCACCAUGGGCGCGUUCUUGACCAUGGCACCAGGCGCGCCUGCCGUUGCAGCAGUCUGUUUAUCCGCGAACACCGUGCUCAGUUUUGCCAAGGGAUUCACGACCACGGCGGCAAUUGGCGGUGCCGAUAUGCCCGUCGUCAUCACCGUUCUCAAUGCGUAUUCCGGCUUUGCCCUGGUCGCGGAGGGGUUCAUGCUGGAUAAUCCGUUAUUGCUGACUGUAGGAUCGUUGAUCGGUGUGAGCGGUUCGAUCUUGUCUUAUGUCAUGUGCGUUGCAAUGAACCGAUCCCUGACGAACGUUCUGUUCGGUGGCAUCGCGCCCGUCGCGCAGACACCUGGUCAGGAGAUCAAGGGACAGAUCACGAAGACGACGGUUGAAGAGACGGUCGAGGCUAUGGCGAAUGCAGAGAGUGUUAUCAUCGUACGUCUACUUGCCCUCCCCCACCUGUACCUAUCGUCCGGAUCUCGUCUUGCGCAUGUACUAUGAGCGCCGCCGUGUUAGACUCGGCCUCGCGCUAACGUAAAUGUGCUUGGCAGGUCGUCGGCUACGGCAUGGCCGUGGCCAAGGCACAAUACGCCAUCGCCGAGAUCACCGCUCUCUUACGCAGCAAGGGAGUUAACGUGCGCUUCGCGAUUCAUCCUGUCGCCGGCCGGAUGCCGGGACAGUGCAAUGUCCUGUUGGCGGAGGCGAGCGUGCCGUACGAUAUCGUGCUCGAGAUGGACGAGAUCAACGACGAUUUCCCCGAGACGGAUUUGACGCUGGUCAUUGGCGCCAAUGAUACGGUGAAUCCCAUCGCGUUGGAGCCCGGUAGUCCGAUCGCGGGCAUGCCCGUGCUGCAUGCGUGGAAGAGUAAAGGCGUCGUUGUGAUGAAGAGGGGUAUGAGUAGUGGUUAUGCCGACGUACCGAAUCCGAUGUUCUACAUGCCGGGCACGAGAAUGUUGUUCGGCGAUGCCAAGAGCACUUGUGAUGCGCUCAAGGCGGCGUUGGAGACGAGAUACAAAGCGCAGUUCCACGUUUGAUUGCGGCACUAUCGCGCAGAUCUACGGUUCGAGUGCCUGGACGUGAGGGGGAUGGUGGGAGAUAAUUCUUAUCUGCCUGUCUGUAGGACCUGGGCCCAGCCUUGCUGUCAAGGUGACGCGGGGCUCGAUUUGGUUAUGCGAGAAGGGACGUCAGGAAUGUGCUCAGCUAGAAUGCUUUGCAGUGGUCUCAAUAUCGUAUUUGGUGAGGAGUUUCUAGACCUUUGAGUAUGGGGUAUCCGUACAUAAAGAACGAUUGCAUAUGUGAUUGACUUGCUUCCUCUUGACGGGACCAGGUUGUCUGAGAGCAAGACUCGCGAGGUACGGAGUCGAAGUCAGCACGAUGUUGUCUUCGUGUGGAGUGGUUCGGAGUAAGAGGAUCAACAAUGUCGGGUUGAGCUGAGAGGGUGUUUGGCAGUCGAGGCUGUCUCCUGGUGCCUUGCAUUGGAGAUAGCAUCUUAUGUCAGCCGCAACACGUGCCGAUAA